UUAUGAAAUUAUUCAAUGAUACUGAACCUAUUAAUGCCACAAUUAACGAAAGGUCUAACGAACUAUUUGAUAAAACAAUAAGCAAAAACAAUAAUAUAGGUCACCAACUCAUAUAUAACACAGACUUUUCAGAUGAAGAAUCAAAA
Molecule: messenger RNA, 146 nt
Organism: Racocetra persica
Lineage: Eukaryota; Fungi; Glomeromycota; Glomeromycetes; Diversisporales; Gigasporaceae
Source: the annotation of a GenBank genome assembly